AUGACCAUUACACACGUUAGCUCUCUUUCAGAACUCAACAAGCUUCUUGGAAGCCCCAACAAACUCACGGUCAUUGACUUUCACGCAACGUACGUCUCUAAGAAAACUGUGGACUCUCUUCACUCAAAAGAUGUACAUUGGGGUUUCUCGGGAUAUAGAUGGUGUGGACCAUGCAAGAUGAUUGCACCUACGUUCGAAAAGCUGGCACAACAAUACGCAGGCAAAGUCAACUUUGUCAAAGUAGACGUCGAUGAGGCGCAAGAGGUUGCACAAAAAUACAGCGUCACAGCGAUGCCCACCUUUAUCUUCCUCAAGGGAUCCGACGUCGUACAUACCAUUCGUGGUGCAAGAAAUGCGUGCGUAGUCUUUUCCCAGCCUUAUCACGAUAUUCACGAGGCCACCCAAUCUAGCGAGCUCACAAAUGCUGUUGAACGCUACUCUGGAGGUGGAGGUGCAGCAGCAUUCCAGGGCACAGGGCACAAGCUUGGUGAUGGCACACCCAACGCAAAGUUUACGGACCCACGAGGAAAGUUUGAAUUCAACUCGGAGAUCAAGGUUGUUGCGGGGCUCGUCGCCGCCUAUCUCUUCCUCAUGUACAUGUCUUCAUGA
Serendipita indica DSM 11827 is the source of this 609-nucleotide messenger RNA. NCBI's taxonomy places the organism in Eukaryota, Fungi, Basidiomycota, Agaricomycetes, Sebacinales, Serendipitaceae. The record is from the annotation of a GenBank genome assembly.